AUGGCGAUGCCUUCCAGAAAAUCGAGGAAGAGAUUGGCGUCUCGAGCCGAAGAACACCAGGGCGGCAAGAAGAAGGCCCGAAUCGAACAAGUCGCCUACAGCGACGAUAGUGAUUACAGGCAAUCCAGUGACGACAGCGACGUCGAUACUGACGGCGACCUGGAGAGCUUGAUAGAUCUGGGUAUAUCCAAUGGCAAAAGUGCUAAGACCAGCGCUACGGCCAAGAGAAAGACUCCAGCAACAAAGGGCAGGACAGCCCAGGAGGACCUAGAGGAUACUGAAGAGGAUGACGACAUGGAGUUGGGCAGGGAGGAGACUUCGAAAGGCAAGAGUGCUAAGACGAGCGCUAUGGCCAAGAAGACCUCGUCAACGAAGACAAAGGGCAAGACAGCUCAGGAUGAAGAACGUGUUUGUGAGGGAAAGUCGCCGGCCUGGGUCAACUUCGAGACGAUGUUUUUCGGCAUCGUCAACGGGCAGGAGAUCUUGCGUGCCUUCAAUCAGAGGUUCCCGCGCCUCAAGGCCGAGGAGCUCGACGACCUGCUGCCAGACACUAUACCCGACGAGGCGUACGAUGAGGACUGGACGGCCGAAGACGAGGUCAGCCUCAAGAGCAAGUGGCAAAAGAACCCUCAGCGCACGAAGCUCAUCGACUACAAGGACUCGACGCUGCCGAAGCUCUUCCGGGCCACGCUACGGAUUUUUCACAUGGCACCAUUCGAGAUCGUCUCGGCCAAGUAUUUCCUCGGAUACGAAGGCAAGUCCGCCAACAAGUCCCAAAAGUGGACAACAACCUUCUCGCAGUACAUGUACGAGCUGGUGGUGCAUCCUCUCUGGAAAUUCGACAUUAACAUGUUCAGGACAGCCAUGCAGUAUGCCGUCAUCUUGCGCACUCGAGACACCCGCACGUGGAAGCUCGUCGCGCCAAACAACGACGUGUUCUUCCAGGUCUUCAAGCAGGUCAUUGCAGACUUCAAGGGCCAGGAUAGGCCUAUGACGGAGCACCACUCAGAGGUUAGGGAACGCCUCCAAAGCCGAGCGAUCACGAUUCCGCCCUACUCUGAAUUCCUCCGGCGCCUCGAAGACACGGUUGUGGUGCACGAAGAUGUCGACUCUGAUGCCAGCAACGAGCAAGGGCCGGUAUUGGCCUACAAGGUCAACAACCACGACCUCAAGCAUAUCAAGGAGGCGUUGGAUAGCCUGGCCAAUAUCGGCAUGCCCUACUUCCUCUCCACGGAGGUCUAUUCACGCUACAUCCUCGGCAGCCGGCAAGACGUCGGAAAGGGGGCGCACAAGGGAGAGGAGAACAAGGACGAACCGCCCGUCGGCGGGUCCAACUUGAAGGAAUACAUCGGACGGGCUCUGCUGGCGCUCCGCAGAGGCGAGACUAAGGAAGCGAAGCGGAGGAAGCGGCUGAGGCAAGAGAGCCAGGACGAGAUUGACCAGGACGAGAUCAUGCAGGCCGAAUCAAGCGCGUUGGCAGAGACACAAGCUCAGCUCAAUGCCGAGAAAGAGUCAACGAAUAAGCUACGGAUCAGGCUGAAGGCGAGGGACACCAAGAUUGCCCGACUCGAGAAGGAGUUGGAGGACCUUCGAAACAAGGCUCUGCAGGGGACCCCGCAGAGCAGAGUCGAUAGCUCCGAUAUUUCGAGUAGUGACACUGACUCUGAUGAGGAGUCUGUUUCUGGGAGGAAGAUGGAGCAACCUCUAAUACCAGAGGUGAAGAGAGAGCCAUCUAUCAAAUCAGAAUCGGAGGACACCGAUACAGUUUUUGGGAGCUUGGCAUAA
Molecule: messenger RNA, 1785 nt
Organism: Colletotrichum siamense
Lineage: Eukaryota; Fungi; Ascomycota; Sordariomycetes; Glomerellales; Glomerellaceae
Exons: 1
Coding region: 1-1785 (594 amino acids)
Source: RefSeq, a predicted model, not a curated record